AUGCAUCAAAGAAUAUAUCAUGGAUGGAAACACAUUUAACUCUUGAUACUAACAUUAUUAGAGAUAUCAAUUUUUUAAUUGAAAAAAUCAAUGAAGUAUAAAUCUAAAUUGAAGUAGAUGGAAUUUGAUAACUUGAACAUAAAGUAUCUUAUUUGUUUUAUUAGAUUACAGAUGAAAUUUAUAAUUUAAAAAUAGAACAAAAUAAAAUGA
Messenger RNA from Paramecium sonneborni, 210 nucleotides. The record is from the annotation of a GenBank genome assembly. NCBI's taxonomy places the organism in Eukaryota, Ciliophora, Oligohymenophorea, Peniculida, Parameciidae.